AUGUUGCUGAAACAAUGCAGUUUUGUGCUUAUUGUAUUGUUUGCCACGUGGAUUCGGGCGGAAGAAGAGAUGGCGAUUUACGAUGAAGUCGAAGAUGUUGCAAACAAGACGAUUUCUGGAGAAGUAGAAGUUUCUGAUACGGAAGCAGGUGAAAAAGAGAAAUUGGAUAAAAAGAGGGAAGUUGAUGAGAAUGAUAUUCAUGAAGAAGUGAAAGCAGAACUCGAUAAAGCAGUCGAGAGUCUGAAGGAAGCAGCAAGAGAAAGAGAAGAAGAAGAGAAUGGAUUACUGUCAAGAACAAAUUUAGAAUCUUGUGGAGCUGUUGAUUGUAAUCACCGUGGAACAUGCAUUGGAACAAAGAAAACAUUCAUUUGUGCAUGUCAAUUGGGAUUCUCAGGAAAGACUUGUGAAGAGACCGUCUGUGACUCUGCUCGUGAUUGUAAUGGACGUGGAUUGUGCUUCGGAACAACUAAUCAAUUAACAUGUCUUUGUAAUCUUGGAUUCACUGGAAAACGUUGUCAGACACCGAUUUAA
Molecule: messenger RNA, 531 nt
Organism: Caenorhabditis remanei
Lineage: Eukaryota; Metazoa; Nematoda; Chromadorea; Rhabditida; Rhabditidae
Exons: 3
Coding region: 1-531 (176 amino acids)
Biological process (GO): heterophilic cell-cell adhesion; establishment or maintenance of epithelial cell apical/basal polarity
Cellular component (GO): protein-containing complex; plasma membrane
Molecular function (GO): calcium ion binding
Source: RefSeq, a predicted model, not a curated record